GCCAUAAUUUCCUCAACUCUCCCGCAAUGCCUCAGGAAUCUUCCAAGAUUGCUGACCCCGACGUGACUUCCCAAGCAGCAGCCGAAGCUGUCGCCGAAUCGAGCAAACAAGCAGAGGCCGAGUCUGCACAUGAAAGCGGCGAUGAGGAGACUGAGACAGUAGAAGGCGCCGAGGGCGCUGCUGGAAAGAAGAAGAGUAGGAAAGACAAGGUCAAGGACGCCCUCAGCGGCAAGGGAAAGGCGGGUGAGGUCACAGACUUGGAUGCGCCGGCGGGAGGAAUUCUGCCUAAGGAAGUCAUGAAUAUGCUACUCGCAAGCAACCCUAGCCUUGCGAACGAGCUCCAAGGCAAGGUGAACAACAAGGAGGACCUGCAAAAGUUGAUCCAGAAGCUCAACAUCAACGACAUGUUGACAGGGCUGGCACCGCAAGGCGGCCAAAAGGACAUGGCCAACCACGCGUUCUGGAAAACACAGCCCGUUCCCAGCUUCGACGAGAUGGCAAGCAAGGACAAGAUCAAGGACGGCCCAAUCAAGGAGAUUGAUAUCGACAAGGUUGAUAAGAACCCAAGCCCAAUGUACCCCGGUUUUGAAUGGGUGACUAUGGAUUUGGAAGACGAGAAGCAGCUGGAAGAGGUCUACGAGCUGCUCACAAACCAUUACGUUGAGGACAAGGAUGCGACGUUCCGGUUCAAGUACUCGCCGUCGUUCCUAAACUGGGCUCUCAAGGCACCCGGCUGGAAGAAAGAAUGGCACGUUGGUGUCCGCGCGACUGCGUCAGGCAAGCUCGUCGCAUUCAUUUCCGGUAUUCCGAUACAGAUGCGCGUCCGCGACAAGCUCCUCAACUGCUCCGAAGUCAACUUUCUCUGUGUCCACAAGAAGCUCCGGUCGAAGCGGUUAGCACCUGUGCUUAUCAAGGAGAUUACCCGCCGCUGCUAUGUUGAAGGCACAUUCCAGGCUGUAUACACUGUUGGCUCGCUAUUACCCACACCUGUUUCUACCGCCCGCUAUUUCCAUCGCGCCAUCGACUGGGAGAAGCUGUACGAUGUCGGCUUUUCUCCUCUUCCCCGCGGUAGCACCAAGCAGCGCCAGGUCAUACGGUACAAGCUUCCAGACACUACAUCCACGCCCGGACUGCGCGAAAUGGAGGCCAAGGAUGUCGACGCAGCGCUUGAUCUCCUAAAGCGAUAUCUCGAACGCAUGGACAUGGCACAGGUGUUCAGCAAGACCGAGUUUGAGCACUGGAUGGCACCCAAAGAGAAGCCCAAGGAGCAGGUCGUCUGGAGCUAUGUAGUGGAGGACCCGCAAACCCACAAGAUUACCGACUACUUUUCCUUCUACAACCUCGAGAGUACCGUCAUUGGCAACAAGAAGCACAACACCAUCAAGGCGGCGUAUCUCUUCUACUACGGUACCGAGGUUGCAUUCGAGGAUGACCAGGCCAAGCUGAAGCAGCGGUUGAACCUGUUGAUGAAGGACGCGCUGAUUCUGGCGAAGAAGGCCGAUUUCGACGUGUUCAAUGCCCUCACGCUGCUUGACAACCCCCUGUUCCUGGAAGAUCAGCGCUUCGGUGCUGGAGACGGUUCACUACAUUACUACUUCUACAACUACCGCGCUGCGCCGAUCCCUGGCGGCAUCGACUCAAGGAACCAGGCGAGCAAGGAGCAUAUGGGUGGUAUCGGAUUAGUCAUGCUGUAAUCAUGUUCCCCUGAGCCAGUAGUAGGCGGCACCAAAAUUGAUGAUGUUUUUG
Exserohilum turcica Et28A is the source of this 1746-nucleotide messenger RNA. RefSeq lists its product as uncharacterized. Gene Ontology annotation, molecular function: glycylpeptide N-tetradecanoyltransferase activity. The transcript is spliced from 3 exons. Gene Ontology annotation, biological process: N-terminal peptidyl-glycine N-myristoylation. NCBI's taxonomy places the organism in Eukaryota, Fungi, Ascomycota, Dothideomycetes, Pleosporales, Pleosporaceae. Bases 27 to 1694 code for a protein of 555 amino acids. Gene Ontology annotation, cellular component: cytoplasm. The record is from RefSeq and is a predicted model, not a curated record.